Messenger RNA from Actinia tenebrosa (Australian red waratah sea anemone), 1906 nucleotides. RefSeq lists its product as uncharacterized. Gene Ontology annotation, molecular function: G protein-coupled receptor activity. The record is from RefSeq and is a predicted model, not a curated record. Gene Ontology annotation, cellular component: plasma membrane. Gene Ontology annotation, biological process: G protein-coupled receptor signaling pathway. Lineage: Eukaryota; Metazoa; Cnidaria; Anthozoa; Actiniaria; Actiniidae.
AAUAGUAUUUGCAGAAUAGGUAAUAAUAUAUUAUCAGUUUCGUUAGUGCUUAAUAGUGCUGUUGGAGCACGAUAUUCCUCAUCUACACUGAUCAUGAAAUAAAUCAAACUUUCCUAUCAAUAAAGGACUAGCUCGUCUUGGUAAUGUUUUUUCCACUUAUUCGCUUUUCUCUCCAAGUCAUAUUUGAUUUUCAGUCUUUGUCUUUUCCCACGACCCGUUUAGUCCUUCUAUUGAUGACAUUUUGGUAAUGCCAUUUGAUUUAACUUUAAUCUCAAAUAAACCUGGAGUAAAUAUAAUUAUACGUACAAUGACACGCUAUUCAUUUGAUGUCUAUGUUUACUUUCAAGGUCCUGAAUUGUAGUGUUGUUGCUUAUACGUACGUAUACAUUUUGCCUUUUUAAUUAAAAUAGAGAAAAAACUUACAGCCAAUAUAAUAAUGGUGACAUUUUAGAUUACGUAUUAGUUAAAUAAAAAAGACGUUCAGUUGACGAGUCCGUUUGGCACCUAUUUGUUAAUACCAACCAUUUUUCUCGCUCUAUAGCAAAUCAUUGUUGCUUUCAAAUUUCUUGAAAAGGACUAAAAGCUAUAGAUUUUUACAAGAUUUUCAAUAAGCUUCAUGUACAUCUAUGAUGCAAAACAAACGAAUGGCAAACAUACAAGACAACGAAUCGGUGCCCUUUGAUUCCAGGUGUAAACCAGACACUUCGGCGAAUGCUAACAAAAUAUGGUUGGCGACUUUUAUAUUUGUUGGUACUUUGAUUGCAUUUUCCAACCUUGCGACAAUCUUAACGUUUAUCAUCAACAGGCGUCUUCGUCGUCGUAGUGUGUACUGUCUAAUAAACUUAGCGGUGGCUGAUAUGUUGUAUGGAGGAUCGCUAGCUGCUUUUUUUACGUACGAGAUUUAUCGUUCAGAGCUCACAGAUUUUGCUUCUGAAGUACGACUUGAACUAGUCGGUGCAAGAAUGUUUAUUCUUAUAACGCCAGGACUUUGUUUGGUCCUUGUUGCUCUUGAGCGUUUGUACGUCACUUUCUGUCCAAUCCGGCAUUUGUCUACGAAGAAAAGCACAUACGUAACAUUUUGCCUUGCAAUGUGGAUUUUAUCGGCAAUCUUUGCCCUAGCACUUCAUCUGACUCCUGACCCAUUUUACUCCUAUUUAACAGGGUUCUGUUUAUUUAUUGCAUUAUUGUUACUUCUUGUCAUCAUUUCGUCUUACUCAGCUAUUUUUGUCAAAGUUAAGCUUCAACGAAAACGAAUCCAAAGACUUCAGCAGCGAAAAGUCAUCCAAGGAACACAGAAACGCGAAAGACAUCUCGCAAUGACAAUGUUUUUAGUAACAAUUUUAACACUUAUAACUUGGCUUCCAUAUCUAGUCAUUCAGGUGUAUUCCUAUGUUUCCUUGUCGUGCAUUUCUUUUCAUAUAUUCCUUCUAACUAUACUUGUACAGUUCUCUAACUCAAUUAUAAACCCAAUUGUUUACGUGUUAAGAAUGCAUGAUUUCAGAAGAGGAUUAAUUGCCCUGGUAUUUAGAUGCUCCCGUUAUCAACCAUUGAAUGUGGUUUAUCCGCUUGUGCAAGCUGGUCAUCGACGGAUGGAGCUAAACCUAUGUUAGCACUGGAUGGACUUUUAAAAGCUUUUCCAUUAUAUGGGGCAAACAUAUUUUUCGUUCCUUCUUUCACCCGUUUUGAUUAAAGAUCGAGCUAGAACUUUCUAAAUUCAUAUGCUCUGUACUAGCCAAAAGGUAGUAGGGUAGUGGAUCGAGAAAUAAGCAUAAUAAAAUAUGUUCUUGGCAGAAAGAAGAAAGAUCUGUAAUUUUUCUGUAAUUCUCAAGUGUCACGCUUAACGCUGCAGCAGUUGAUUUUACACACUUCUAAAAUUGAAUUUUCUCUUGAUUUAGGACAAGUAUGC